Lactuca saligna is the source of this 405-nucleotide messenger RNA. NCBI's taxonomy places the organism in Eukaryota, Viridiplantae, Streptophyta, Magnoliopsida, Asterales, Asteraceae. The record is from the annotation of a GenBank genome assembly.
AUGUCCCCAAAAUACUCUGGCAUCAUACAUGAACCUAUUACAACUCUUUUCUCAUCUCAAUCAACUGAUAUUGAGAAAGUGGUUCAUGAAGAAGAACCUAAUGAUGAUGAUAUCAUGGUGUCAUUUGUUAAUCUUCAAUUUGAUCCCAAUGAGGAGAAUGUUCCUGAUAACUUAAUCAUGUCCAGAAAAGAGUUCAAGAUACUUAACUCGAAAAUCAAUUAUCUUCUUCAAAUUCAAAAACAAGUAGAAAGGUUAGUGUUUCAUUCCAAGAGCUAUGAUUAUGAGAUUCAGAAGCUUUGUAAUGUUGCAAAGGAACGUCAUGAACUUUCUAUUGAUCAAGUGACUACAAGGAAGGAAACUGUGGAUCUCAAAAUCAUUGUACUCAAAUCUGAUUUUUCAGAAUAA